Messenger RNA from Alosa sapidissima (American shad), 3010 nucleotides. RefSeq names its product nuclear cap-binding protein subunit 1 (gene ncbp1). Gene Ontology annotation, biological process: mRNA export from nucleus; nuclear-transcribed mRNA catabolic process, nonsense-mediated decay; regulation of mRNA processing. Gene Ontology annotation, cellular component: nucleus; nuclear cap binding complex. The coding region runs from base 184 to 2571 and encodes 795 amino acids. The transcript has 23 exons. Lineage: Eukaryota; Metazoa; Chordata; Actinopteri; Clupeiformes; Clupeidae. The record is from RefSeq and is a predicted model, not a curated record. Gene Ontology annotation, molecular function: protein binding; RNA cap binding; mRNA binding.
ACCGGAAGCAGUUAACUUGAAUCUGACCGCUUUUAUUUUUUAGCCGCAGUAGCAUCUGUCCUGUCCAUUCAAACGUUAGCCUGAGUUUUGUUUGCUUUACCUUCGAUAAAUAAAUUAAUUUGCCAUUCAACAGCCUAUCAGCCAUCUUCGGGAGUCUGGAAUUAUUCGAUCUAAUUCAUUAAAAUGUCGAGGAGACGACAUAGCGACGAAAAUGAAGGUGCACAGCCUCAUAAGAGGAGGCGAACCUCCGAGCCCAUCGAGAUCGAAGACCGUCUGGAGUCGCUCAUCUGCAGAGUGGGAGAGAAGAGCACCUCGUCCCUGGAGAGCAAUCUGGAAGGACUGGCCGGGGUGCUGGAGGCGGACCUCCCCAACUAUAAGAGCAAGAUCCUGCGCAUCCUCUGUGCCGUGGCUCGUCUGCUCCCUGAGAAGCUGACUGUCUACAGCACUCUGGUUGGACUACUGAAUGCGCGGAACUACAACUUUGGAGGAGAGUUUGUGGAGGCCAUGAUCCGCCAGCUCAAAGAGACUCUUAAGGCCAACCUGUACGACGAGGCUGCCUACCUGGUGCGGUUCUUGGCUGACCUGGUGAAUUGUCAUGUCAUUGCUGCUCCCUCCAUGGUGGCCAUGUUUGAAAACUUUGUGAGUGUCACUCAAGAAGAGGACAUACCCCAGGUGCGCAGUGACUGGUUUGUGUAUGUGGUGCUGUCAUGUUUACCCUGGGUGGGGAAGGAGCUGUAUGAAAAGAAAGACGUGGAGAUGGACCGCCUGCUCAACCAAAUCGAGGCCUAUCUCAAGAAGAGGCAGAAGAUUCAUGUGCCCAUGCUGCAGGUGUGGGGUGCAGACAAACCACAUCCACAGGAAGAGUACCUGGAGUGUCUCUGCGCUCAGGUCCAGAAGCUGAAGAAGGACCGGUGGCAGGAGCGGCACAUCAUGCGUCCGUACGUGGCCUUCGACAGCGUGCUGUGUGAGGCCCUGCAGCACAACCUGCCCCCCUUCACCCCACCCGCUCACACCCCCGACGCCAGCUACCCCAUGCCCCGCGUCGUCUUUCGCAUGUUCGACUACACUGACGCCCCCGAGGGUCCUGUGAUGCCUGGCAGUCAUUCGGUGGAGCGCUUUGUGAUUGAGGAGAAUCUGCACUGUAUCAUCAAGUCUCACUGGAGGGAGAGGAAGACCUGCGCUGCCCAGCUACUCAGCUACCCAGGCAAGAACAAGAUCCCACUGAACUACCACAUAGUUGAGGUGAUCUUCGGAGAGCUGUUCCAGCUGCCGGCCCCCCCACACAUAGAGGUGAUGUACACAGCUCUGCUCAUCGAGCUCUGCAAGCUGCAGCCUGGAUCACUCCCUCAAGUCCUGGCCCAAGCCACAGAGAUGCUCUACAUGAGACUGGACACCAUGCACACCACCUGCAUCGACCGGUUGAUCAACUGGUUCGCACACCAUCUGAGUAACUUCCAGUUCCGUUGGAGUUGGGAUGAUUGGGCGGAUUGCUUGACUGUGGACAUUGAGAAGCCCAAACCCAAGUUUGUGAAAGAGGUGCUUGAGAAGUGCAUGAGGCUGUCGUACCACCAGCGGAUCGUGGACAUCGUCCCCCCCAGUUUCUCUGCUCUAAUUCCAGCUGAUCCUCUUUUCCAGUACAAAUAUGGAGAGGACACCAGCAGUUCGUUGCCCGGAUACGCUGUAUCGAUCUCUGUUGGCAACGCCAUCAAGAAUAGGGCAACCAAUGAGGAAAUCAUCGCCGUCCUGAGAGAUGUGCCUAACCCCAACCAGGAGGAUGACGACGAUGAGGGCGAGAGCUUCAACCCCCUGAAGAUUGAGGUGUUCCUGCAGACGCUUCUCCACCUCGCAGCCAAGUCCUUCAGCCACUCCUUCAGUGCACUCGCCAAGUUCCAUGAAGUUCUGAAGGCUAUUUCGGAUUGUGAUGAGGGGAAACUUCACAUUCUCAAAGUGGUCUACCAGGUGUGGAAGAACCACCCACAGAUGAUAGCGGUGCUGGUGGAUAAGAUGGUGCGUACUCAGAUUGUGGACUGCGCUGCCGUCGCCAACUGGGUCUUCUCUCAGGACAUGGCACAUGACUUCACACGGUUCUACAUGUGGGAAAUCCUCCAUUCGACUCUGAGGAAGAUGAAUAAGCAUGUGCAGAAGGUCCAGAAGGAGCUGGAGGAGGCCAAAGACAAGCUGGAGAAACAACAACACAAAAAGAAGGACAGUGGGGACGAGGAGGAGAUGGAUCGUUUGAGUGGGGACGAGGACAUGCAGCUGGAGGAGCAGAUUGAGCGUUUGCAGGAGAAGGUGGAAGCGGCCCAGAGCGAGCAGAAGAACCUCUUCCUGGUCAUCUUCCAGAGGUUUAUAAUGAUGUUGACUGAGCACCUGGUUCGCUGUGAAACUGGCGGAAUUGACUUCAACACCAGCUGGUAUAAGAUCUGCAUCGAGAGACUGCAGCAGGUCUUCCUCAUGCAUCACGGCACCAUUCAGCAGUACAUGGGGACCUUGGAGCACCUUCUGUUCACUGCUGAACUGGACCCCCACAUCUUACACGUCUACCAGCAGUUCUGCGCUCUCCAACUCUGAAACCUAACACACACGUACUCUCCAGGAGGGCCAGGGGGGAGUUGGACUUUGUUCGAGAUAAAAUGUGUCAGUGGAGGAGCUGGCCGUUUGUAUGACAGUGUUUGUAGCCUCAGUGUGUGUGUGUGUGUGAGCGAGCGAGAAUGUCACAGAGGAACAGUUUGUGUGUGUGUGUGAGUGAGGGAGAGCAUGUGUCUUUUUAGCUACAGUAUAACUACACUGGUUGAGAAUGUUCCAGUGUCAAUCAGUUGUUUUUGUUUUGUUUUUUUCUUCUUUUGCUUGUUUUUAUUGUUUUUAUUUUUCAGUUGCUGGUAGUUUUGUGACCCAUAGAUGUGUUCCAACAGGAGGGUGAGUGGGGUGAAAGGUCAUGUGUGUGUUCGCCCAGGUGGAAUCUGUGUGAGCCUCAAGACCCUACUGAAAUACACGUCUUCCUCUUUUUAAA